AUGGCACCUCGACGUUACCCCGUUCGUAAUGAAAACUACAAAAACCAUCGUCAUGGCAACCGUGAUGACGAAUUUCCACCUUCACCUCUACCUCCACCAUUUAAUGAUGGAGUGAAUUCAGCCUUAGCCCAAUUUAUGGUCGAAACUACUAGGCAGUUUGCCGAAGUAGUGGCAAGAAUUCCACAGCCUGUCGGCCGAUUUCAACAGGUAGGUUGCUCUAUGCGCGAUUUUGCUAGCCAGCAAUUUCGUCUAUUUGAUGGAACACAGGGAUCGUUAGUAGCUGAAGCCUGGAUUACAGAUAUCCAGCUAUUGCAUGAGACACUUGGCUGUACCGACGAGCAAAAGGUUAGGUACACAGGACUAAGGAUAACUGAUGAAAUUGCAAGAUGGUGGAAGUCUAAGAAAGAACUCUUAGGAAUAGAGUUGGGACAUAGGGUUGUUAUCCCUUGGGAUAGGUUUGUAGAAGAAUUCAAUGGAUGCUUCUUUUUGAGGGCACAAAGGAAGAUGCGGGCCAUUGAAUUCCAGAAUCUGGUACAAGGCCCUAUGACGGUAAAGCAAUAUUCCUUUAGGUUUAUUGAACUAGCAAGGUUUGGCCUCAACCUAAUCCCCGAUGAGGAAUCAAAGGCGGAAUGUUUCGAAAAUGGCCUUAAUCCUUGUAUUAAGGAGAUAGUCAUGUGUCACGAGAUCAGAAACUUUGUCAAACUGGUCAAUAUAGUAUCGGUUGCUAAAAGAGGAAUGCGCGAAUCAUUCGCCGCUUACGAACUAAAGAGGCAAGCAGCGUCGCAGGUGACAUGCCCAUCCAAAAGACCUGCACUUAGUAUUGGAAAUAGACCGGUUGAGAAGAGGAAUUUCCCUCCUACAGCAGGGAAUCAAGCGCUUGUAUGCCACAAGUGCGGGAAGAUGCAUGCUGGAGAGUGCAAGGCAAAUGAACCAAACUGCUUUAGGUAUGGUCAACUUGGUCACUUCAAGAGAAAUUGUCCACUGGAUGCCUCAGGAGGAUCCCGACCCCCAGGAAACAACUUCCCACCAAGGCGACUCGCCCAAGCAAGGGUAUAUACUUUAACUCCGGUUGAGAUAGACGAAGAAGAAGAAGGAUGUGAUAACGGUGUUGUGACAGGUACCAUCUUUUUGUUUGGUAUCCUUGCGUGUACUCUUCUUGAUUCAGGAGCUAUACAUUCAUUCAUUUCCGAAGCAUACAUUAAAUUACGUCAUGUUAGCACAUGA
Molecule: messenger RNA, 1224 nt
Organism: Alnus glutinosa
Lineage: Eukaryota; Viridiplantae; Streptophyta; Magnoliopsida; Fagales; Betulaceae
Exons: 1
Coding region: 1-1224 (407 amino acids)
Molecular function (GO): nucleic acid binding; zinc ion binding
Source: RefSeq, a predicted model, not a curated record